UUUCCCAUUGUGUUUGUUCCUUUUCCCCAAAAUGUCUGCGCCGUAUCUGACGCCCGCUCAUGUGAAGGGCAUGCGAGAGCACAAAUACGCGUGCUCGACCAACUCGUACCUUGACCUACAUGUCAUGGUCCACUUUUGGAAUUGGCUGGUCAAGCUCGUCCCGCUGUGGGUCGCGCCAAACCUCAUCACCAUGGUUGGCCUGAUUGUCAACGUCGCCACUUCGGUCAUUUUGCUAUCGUUUGUACCAACCGGUCAAGGCGAAGCUCCGCGAUGGGCCUAUGGUGCGUGUGCGCUGGGCCUGUUCAUCUACCAGUCGCUCGAUGCCAUUGACGGCAAGCAGGCCCGCCGCACCAACACGAGCUCGCCACUCGGCGAGCUGUUUGACCAUGGCUGCGACUCGGUCUCGAUGGCAUUCCUUGCGCUUGCCGGCGGUGCGGCCAUGUCUGUCGGACCCACAUCGACCCUCCUCGUCCUCUCCUUGCUAUUCAACUUUAUCUUCUUCUGCGCUCACUGGCAGACCUAUGUUCGCGGAACCAUGAUUUUCGGCGUCGUGGACGUGACCGAGGGCCAGAUGGCUGUCAUUCUGGUCCACCUGCUGACCUUCUUUUUCGGCUCGUCCUGGUGGCUCGAAGAGACGUUCGGCGUCCCGCGCAACAUGCUGAUUAUUGCCGUUUCGUCGUCGGGUAUCAUUCUCAUGUUCUUCCGAACCUUCCAGACCAUUGCUCAGCACGACCCCAACAAGGGCACCGUGGCCAACACGAGCGUCGUCUCGCCCAUCAUCCCGUGCAUCAUCCUCUUUGUCUGCACGUACAUUAGCUACCACAACUCGGCCAUCGGCCUGUAUCAGACCCACCCGGUCGUCUUCAUUUUCGCCUUCUCUGUGUGCUUUGCCAAAAUCACAAACCAAAUGGUCAUUGCACACAUGAGCAAGAUGCCAUUCCCGCUCUACGACCGCGUUCUCCUCGCCCCGAUCGCGCUGACCGCCAACAUUUACUUUUUCAACUCUGCCGUGGACGAGCUUGUCGCCUUGUAUGUCUUUGUCGGCGUGGCCUUGUUCGAUCUGAUCUGGUCGUCCUACUUUAUCUGCAACGAAAUGUGCGUGGCAUUCGGCAUCAAGUGCUUCACCAUCCCAUACCCUCCUUCUGGUGCGGCCGCUGCCACCUCCUCAGGCCCAGUGACUCGCUCUGCCAGUGCCAAGAGGUCUUGAGCUGCCAAAAAGCAACAAACAAACAAAAAAACAAAAUACAGAUUGGAUUGGCGUCA
Messenger RNA from Capsaspora owczarzaki ATCC 30864, 1263 nucleotides. RefSeq names its product choline/ethanolaminephosphotransferase 1. Gene Ontology annotation, molecular function: ethanolaminephosphotransferase activity; diacylglycerol cholinephosphotransferase activity. Gene Ontology annotation, cellular component: endoplasmic reticulum membrane; Golgi apparatus. Lineage: Eukaryota; Filasterea; Ministeriida; Capsasporidae. Bases 32 to 1207 code for a protein of 391 amino acids. Gene Ontology annotation, biological process: phosphatidylethanolamine biosynthetic process. The transcript has 2 exons. The record is from RefSeq and is a predicted model, not a curated record.